Messenger RNA from Pyrus x bretschneideri (Chinese white pear), 1307 nucleotides. RefSeq lists its product as uncharacterized. Gene Ontology annotation, molecular function: DNA binding. The record is from RefSeq and is a predicted model, not a curated record. The transcript has 6 exons. NCBI's taxonomy places the organism in Eukaryota, Viridiplantae, Streptophyta, Magnoliopsida, Rosales, Rosaceae. Bases 126 to 1112 code for a protein of 328 amino acids.
AGCAACAUGCGCAUAAUCUGCAUGUCUAUAUGUCGACAUCUGGCUUCUAUUUUCGGGAUUACAAAUGUAGAAGUGGAGUGGAGUGAAGCCAUUCAAGUAAAACUCUCUCUCCUCUUUCUCUAAACAUGGAAACUACUGAGAGCGAGAAACAAAACAUGAAUUCCAAUGUGACAGUUUCUGAGUCUGAUGGGAAGAGCUUGCUGGAGAACUCGGAGAUUGAGAGCUUCUAUCAGAGACUUAUUAAGCUGCAUAAUUCAUCUGGGAUCAACCUUGUUUUUGAUCUCAGACAAUCAAUGCUGGACUUGCAUUUGUGUUACAAAGAAGUUACUGCAAGAGGAGGGUUUAUUCAGGUUACCGCUGAUGAGAGAUGGGGUGAAGUUGCACUCGCCUUAAAGUUGGAUGGGGACAAUCUGCAGGAUCCUCAACCUCUCCUAAACCUUUAUGUACACAUUCUCUACCAGUAUGAAAAACUUUACUACUACAGGGAACCUCAUGUGAAAGCUGCUUUUACUCUAGGUCAUGCUUUUUAUAAUAUUGGGGAUGUCUCAGCAAUUGAAAGGAAGUGUACGGACAAUUCAUCCCAGAUGUUACCGAAUUUUGAAAAUACUCUUGUGGAGAAGAAGGUGGCGAAGGAGAAUUGGCAACCAACAUUGAUAGGUUCUACAUCUGCAGAACAGAAGCGGUUCCCCCAGCUGCACUCACAGAAGAAAGAGAUGAAAAGACGUCGUGGUUUUCCACGAGGGACACAAAGUGCUUAUACUAUCUUCCUCAGGAAAGAAUGCGAGCGGUUGAAAAAUUCUGCUUCAGAGCAACUUAAGGGUCAAAGGAUCUUAGACUUGGCCGUCAAGGCAUGGAGGUGCCUCUCCGAGAGUGAGAAACAGCCAUAUAUUGAGGCAAGUAAGAGGGUUAAUGAAAAAAGAGCAGCUCAAGAAAUGAUGGCUGAUGAGGAAAACCAUGGCAUGCAAAAUGCAGAAAGAGGGAAGAAGCCUUCACAAUCACACAACGGGAACUGCCGCGCGGCAUUGCAAUCUGAUACGGAAAAAUCCUGUGUUCAAAAUCAAGCAGUGAAUUUUCAAGAAAGUCUCCUAGAAGGGAUCUACUGGAGUAAGUAAUGUCGUUCACUCAAGGACUCAAGAAUUUCAGGGGGGGGGUUGUUUUUGAAAUCGGAAACUCUUUAUAUUCCGGGGAAGGUGGAUCUUGAACAUUUCAUAGAUAUGUUACAAUCUUGUCGAUCUUUUCGUGUAUAUUUUGUAAAUGCGUUCCCUCUUGAUGGAAAUGUGUGGUAAGUCUAGCCUUCAUAUUUUUGG